AUGGGUCUCACCUCCCAACUGAUUCCAACUCUGGUCUGCUUACUAGCACUCACCGGCACUUUCAUCCACGGACAUAACUUCAGUAUUGCCAUUAAGGAGAUCAUCAAAACAUUGAACAUCCUCACAGCGAGAAACGACUCGUGCAUGGAGCUGACCGUCACCGAAGCCUUCACUGCCCCAAAGAACACAAGUGAGAAGGAAAUCUUCUGCAGAGCUGCAACUGUGCUUCAGCAGCUCUCUACACACAAUUGCUCCAACAGAUUGCUCAGAGGACUUCACAGGAACCUCAGGAACAUGGCAAACACGACCUGUUCGGUGAAUGAAGUCAAGAAGAGUACACUGAAAGACUUCUUGGAAAGGCUAAAAGUGAUCAUGCAACAAAAAUACUACAGGCACUGA
This is a messenger RNA of Lutra lutra (Eurasian river otter), 399 nucleotides long. RefSeq names its product interleukin 4 (gene IL4). Gene Ontology annotation, biological process: positive regulation of amyloid-beta clearance; activation of Janus kinase activity; negative regulation of acute inflammatory response. Gene Ontology annotation, molecular function: interleukin-4 receptor binding; cytokine activity; growth factor activity. Bases 1 to 399 code for a protein of 132 amino acids. Gene Ontology annotation, cellular component: extracellular region. Lineage: Eukaryota; Metazoa; Chordata; Mammalia; Carnivora; Mustelidae. The record is from RefSeq and is a predicted model, not a curated record. The transcript has 4 exons.